Callorhinchus milii (elephant shark) is the source of this 1889-nucleotide messenger RNA. RefSeq names its product deoxyribonuclease II beta (gene dnase2b). The record is from RefSeq and is a predicted model, not a curated record. Gene Ontology annotation, molecular function: deoxyribonuclease II activity. NCBI's taxonomy places the organism in Eukaryota, Metazoa, Chordata, Chondrichthyes, Chimaeriformes, Callorhinchidae. The coding region runs from base 168 to 1241 and encodes 357 amino acids. Gene Ontology annotation, biological process: apoptotic DNA fragmentation. The transcript has 6 exons.
CAAUAAGGAGUAACCUUAUUUCUGUGAUUGUGAUGACUAAUUUAUCACGUUACUUCUGCUUUUUAAGUUACAAAACAGCAGGUGGUUUUCUGCGCUUGUAACUUCUCCGCUGACCAUUUCUGAAUAACUGUUGAAAAGUAAACUGAUAAAACUCUUCCGCGUACAAUAUGAAUGCAGAAUCCUUCCAGAUUAUAUUCAUCUACUUUUUAAUUCAUUUAAAUUCCUUUGUGAGUGUUGCAGAAAUUACUUGCAGAGAUGACACUGGGCAGCCUGUAGACUGGUUUGUCGUUUACAAAUUGCCUAGAUCUAGAGUUAAUCAGUCUACCGGAACAGGACUAGAAUACAUGUAUCUGGACUCUUCAACUGAGGGUUGGCAAAUGAGCAAACAUCUUGUCAAUAUGACCAAGGGCGCUGUUGGACAAACGUUAGAACAGCUAUACCGGGUUUAUAAGUCAAAUGAUAAAAACUGUGUGUAUUUUAUUUACAAUGAUGCUGCACCCGAAAUGAAAUAUGAUAGAUAUCAUGGACAUGCAAAAGGUAUUCUGCUGUUGGACAAAACCCAAGGCUUCUGGCUUAUUCACAGUGUACCACAUUUCCCUCCUUUUCCUGAGCAGGGUUAUGGCUGGCCGUCCUCUGCUAGGAUGUUUGGGCAGACUCUCUUCUGUGUCACGUACAAAUAUAGCCAGUUUGAAGAAAUAAGUAAACAACUAUUUUACGAAAAUCCGCAUGUGUACAAUUUGUCUCUCCCGGAUGCCUUCCAGCCUGAGCUUUCAUUUCUGCAGGCUAUUGCCAAUGGUAGUUGCUUGACUAGUCCUCCCUGGAAACGUAGGACUAAACUUGUAUCCGCAGGUGGCCAGCAGUUUCAGAGUUUUGCAAAAUACAAAAAUUUUGGAGAAGAUAUAUAUGCAGCCUGGCUAGCUCAGGCCUUGGAGACUGAUUUAUUGGCUGAGACAUGGCAGAGGACUAAAGAUGCACUUCCUUCCAAUUGCUCCCUGCCACAACAUGUCUAUAAUAUCUUAAGAAUCAAACUCCCAGGAUCUGUCGUCUUCCUUUCACACUCUGAUCAUUCUAAGUGGUGUGUGUCACAGGAUUAUAGUCGACAAUGGACCUGCAUUGGAGAUAUAAAUAGAACAUAUGGCCAGAUGUGGAGAGGUGGUGGUCUGCUCUGUACUCUGAACCCCUUUAUUUACAAGGCCUUCAGACAUUCUGUGUUGUUGUAUAGGAAAUGUAUUGAUGGAUAGUGGGAGACCAUAGGGAACUUUGACCAAUGGUUAAAUGCAAGUGUUUCAUAGAUUCUUCAAAUAAGUCUCAGCAUUGGGCUUGAACCCACAACCCUCUGACUCAGGAGAUGAGAAUACUAGGUUGCAGCUGAGCCUGGUUGGCAUAUCAGCCAGAGUGGUGGGAUCAAUAAAAAUACUUUUCCUGUCACAAAGUUGUUGAUCAAGAUAUUCUAUGCAACAGAUUAAACAGGAAUGUGAUAAUAAUAAUAAUAAUCCUUGUUUUUGAUAUAGCGCCUUAUCAGGUCUUCGAUACUUUUCAAAGCAUUUCACAGAAUAUACUGUAGAGUGAAUUGACUGUAUAUUUUGUGGGUGAAAUGCGGCAGCCAAUUGUGCACAGCUGUACUAUUCUGAAUUUUUUUGUGCUAUUGAUAUUUGUAGCAGCUAUUAUUUUAAGUGUUUUGUGGCAUAUGAUUGAUUGAUGUGUUCCUGUAUGUUCAUUUAUAUAUGACAGAAUGCGUAUAGUUUGCCAAUCUUGGUAAGUGAAGAACAACAUUGGUUUAUUGAUUCCAUUGCUGUCCCAUUCUUUUACAAUGCUACAUAAAAUUUACUGUUUUUCUUCAAAAAGUGUAUUUUUGUGUCAAUAUAUGAAUUUCAGUAUGUACCUUUUAA